GAGAUUCUUAGGAAUUGUUAAAUAUCAUCGUCGCACGAGAUAUCAAAGCCAAGAUGGCUCUUGGCUUAUUCUUGAUAGAGAUCAUAUUCGCGUUCCUGCUUGCUGGAACUCUGCUCUUCAAGUAUGGAAACGUCUUUCGGCAUCACAUUGCGGUCACUAUCUCUGUGUUAAUAGCUUGGUACUUUUCCCUACUAAUAAUCUUCAUACUACCGCUGGACGUUUCUUCGACUGUAUUCAGACAAUGUGUAGAGCAGAAUAUACACAACAGCACCAAGGAUAUCAAUGAUACAACCUCUGUACCAUUUACCACGUGCAAAGAGCCCAGGCCUUAUGUACCAGAUAAUGUAUUUCCAAAUCUGUGGAGGAUAGUUUAUUGGACGUCGCAAUGCCUGACGUGGUUGAUACUUCCAUUGAUGCAGUCUUAUAUAAAAGCAGGAGAUUUCACCGUACGCGGAAAGUUAAAGUCUGCUUUAAUAGAUAAUGCUAUAUAUUAUGGCAGUUACUUGUUUAUAUGCGGCAUACUCUUGAUAUACAUUGCGCUGAAGCCUGGCUUAGAUCUCGAUGGGCAAAAAUUGAAAGCCAUAGCAUCAUCUGCGUCCAAUACAUGGGGUUUAUUUUUAUUAGUUUUAUUACUCGGUUAUGCUCUUGUAGAGGUACCACGAGGAUUAUGGAAUUCCAGCAAGCCUGGCUAUACUUUAAAUUAUAGCUAUUUCAAGGUGGCAAAGUUAAGUCUAGACAAGUGCGAAGCGGAAGAGACAGUAGAUGACAUACUUGAGUCGCUACAAAUUGCAACAAUAUCCAUCGGGCCCGGUCAUCCGUUCCAUUAUAAUUUGGAAACGAUCUUUCAAAAGAUACCCGCCGAAUUGAAGGAUAGAAUGAACAGAAGACAAUUACCCGAUGACACGCCAACGGAUACACCUACUGAAAAAUCUCUAAUUCGUCUACAUAGACAAACUAUAAAAGCAUUGCAGACUUUGCAGCGCAUAGAAACUCAAUGGGGCAUUUUAGUGGAUAAGAUAUUUGAUCUGGAAGACGUAGCAAAGAAUCAAAUAAGUCAUGAUAAAAGAUUUAAACAGUCUUUUCCUGUGCAUCGUCCGCUUCCAUUUCGUAUUAUUUACAAUCCUGUUGUCGAAUGGUACUGGAAAUGUAUCGUGAAGAAUUAUGUUUUAAAAGUAGCUGCUAUUUGCGCCGGCUGCUUAUCAGUGGCUGUGGUAUGGUCAGAAGUAACGUUCUUCAACAAGUCUCCUGUCUUGUCUUUAUUCGCUCAAUUUCUGAAUUUAGCAAAAAGAAAUUAUGAUUAUUGUACAAUAGAGAUACUGUCCACAUUGAUCAUCGCAUACCUUUGCUAUUGCGCUUAUUCAACCGUCUUGAAGAUACGAGUAUUAAAUCUCUAUUAUUUGGCACCUCAUCAUCAAACGAACGAGUAUAGUCUGAUAUUCAGCGGUAUGAUGCUGUGUCGCUUAACUCCGCCCAUGUGUCUCAAUUUCCUAGGACUUAUUCAUAUGGAUUCCCACAUCAUCAAAACUCAUAUCCUGGAAACACAUUAUACACAAGUUAUGGGUCACAUGGAUGUUAUUUCCAUAAUAUCCGAUGGAUUUAAUGUGUACUUUCCUAUGGCAAUUCUGGCGUUCUGUUUAGCGACAUACUUUAGCAUAGGUAGUAGAUUGCUUUCCAUACUAGGCUUUCAGCAAUUUCUCGACGAUGAUGAAUUCACGACGGAUCUGGUGGACGAAGGAAGAGAACUUAUAAAAAGAGAGAGACGUAAACGGCAAAGAGCAGAAGAUUCUAUGUAUAGACGACGUGAAUUACAAGAGAGAUUCAAUAUUUCGGUGGGUACAGGAUCGCGUUACAGAUCGUCUCGACAAAGCACAGACACCGUACGACCAUUAAAAAGGGACGAAUCGGUCGAAUCCGCGAGGGCGGGUUUGUUACAUGAUUUUGAUCCCACGGAGUAUUACAUCGGUAUGACGUUCGGUGGAGAUAGUUACGGUGCAAAUCGAUGUGACAUGGAAAACCAAGGCGAUAUCGAGUCGUUCGAUCCGAGUAACGCGAGGGCAUUCUCUACUAGUACAAGUCGCGUAGGUCCUCCACCCAGAGGACUGUUCGAUGAUAUUUAAGAGGUAACGUUUUUGCAAAUACGGUUUAUUAUAGGUGCUAUUAUAGAACCCGUCAAUUGGCUUUUAAGCGAUUUACACGAUAUUUAUAUUGAGCGACAUAACGGCUCAUUGAUACGAAACAGUGCAGUGAAUCUUAUUAAACAUGUAAUGUAAGGCUUUACAUGCCUGUAGCGUUUUAAAUCUAAAUACUAGGUAGGAGCACGAACUAAAGAUGUACAAUAUCAUUAUGAGAUAUAAUUAAAUAUACGAAGAAACUAGACUAAGAAUGAAAAUCGCACAGAUCUUGUUUCAAACAGAAACUCAUUUUAAUAAUUGUGACGCAAUUAUGACGGAAAGAAUCGGUAAUGGUGCAAUGGAUGUUCAACUUAGUAUUAAUAUGUAUAUUAAUAUGUUCAUCAGGACAAAUAUAUUUUUAUCUCUUAUUAUUCUUUUAAGUUUUGUAUAGUUUGAUUUACGUUGAAGCUAACAAAUAAUUUAUAUACGAUUUUUUUUAAUCAUAUGUACCUGAAACAAUUAUACAAUAGUAUCUAAUUUUUUCUAUAAUCUAAAUAUCUUUUCAAUACUUCAAUAUCUGUUUGUUUCAUGUAAUAAUCAAUUUUGAUAAUUUUAAUUUAUCCUAGUAUUAUGAUAAAAAAAUCCUUUGCAUAUGUUCAUAAAAAUUUAUAAAUUGUAUUCUAGUCAUUUUAAUUCUAUUUGUAUUGAGAAUAAUUUGUAAAGCUUUUGGGAUUGAGAAUGGAUAGAAAUGAUAUAAAAAGAUCGACUGGAUAACUCACAGGAAAAUUUAAUAAGAAUAAGUCAGUAUAUAACAAUAAUAAUAAAACAUAUUAAUCUCAAAUGUAAAUAUGCGCGAAUAAUUAAAAAAUUGAAAUAUCGGAAUUAUAUGUUAUGAGGCAUUUUUAAAUAAAUAUAAUAAUGAAACUUCUAGUGUUAGUUAGAAGUUUUGUCAAGCAAAAAUUAUUUUGUCAGCUCAUUUGUUUUAUUACAAGACUCAUUAUAUUUUCCACAUGCUUUUUACGAAUCAAAUUUAUGCACUUACAAUUUAAGAUAUAUCCGUGAAAUUUAUCUGAAACAUUUUGUGCGAACUCUAGUAGCUUUAUGUUUCUUGACAAAAACGUACUAAAGCAUAUCAAUUUUUAUUCAUUUAAAAUAUAUCGACGAGCAUUUAUAUAAAUAGGAUGCCACUCUAAAAUCAAUUUCUGCAUUUCUAGUAUCAUGAAAAAUUAAUAAUAGGAACUAUUCAAUAUUUAAUAUAUUAAUAGAUAACUACACAUAAAGGGGCUAAAUCUUUAGAGAUUAUAGAGUUCGAGCACGUGUCUCGAAUAACAUUUUUUUAAAAUAAACUUUAAUGAAGCUGUUUGAAACGACUACCGCUCUCUAGAAUUUAAAGGCAUAUAUAAAAUAGAUCUAUGAAUUAUACGAGCUUGUUAAAAUUGUACAUCUGUUACGCGUGUAAUUUGUUAGAGGUAAGAACAAUUUGCUCAUAGUGAUGCAGAUUUAACGAUUAAAGGUAGUUAACAAUUUAUACUACAGAACAAUUUCUUGUUAUAAAUCGGCGAGUUAUCCCCACUCUAACAUCAGAAAUAAAAUAUAUACAUAUGUAGCGAUAAAAUAUAAAUUAUCAUAUACGUGAUUUUUUGAUCAUUCCGUUAAAUAUUUAGCGACAACACUUCGUAACAAAUGUAACGUAAAAUUAAUGACAAUAAAUAUAUCACGUAAAAUCCA
Molecule: messenger RNA, 3839 nt
Organism: Solenopsis invicta (red fire ant)
Lineage: Eukaryota; Metazoa; Arthropoda; Insecta; Hymenoptera; Formicidae
Product: LMBR1 domain-containing protein 2 homolog
Exons: 10
Coding region: 54-2117 (687 amino acids)
Cellular component (GO): membrane
Source: RefSeq, a predicted model, not a curated record